This is a messenger RNA of Aureobasidium namibiae CBS 147.97, 762 nucleotides long. RefSeq names its product putative rhamnogalacturonan acetylesterase. Gene Ontology annotation, molecular function: hydrolase activity, acting on ester bonds. Lineage: Eukaryota; Fungi; Ascomycota; Dothideomycetes; Dothideales; Saccotheciaceae. Bases 1 to 762 code for a protein of 253 amino acids. The record is from RefSeq and is a predicted model, not a curated record. The transcript has 3 exons.
AUGUGGACUGCAGUUAUACCCUUGACUCUUGCCCUUGUAGGCCAGGUUGCUGGUCAGACAGUAUACCUGGCUGGAGACUCUACCACGGCUCCUGGGGGCGGUGGCAAAGGCACAGAAGGCUGGGGCCAAUACCUACACUACUCUAUGAAGAUCCCCGUCGUCAACAAGGCAUUCGCUGGCCGUUCAGCCCGCAGCUUCACCCGCGAAGGUCGAUUCGACGAGAUCGGAAAGCUGCUCAAGAAAGGCGACUUUGUAGUCAUUGAAUUCGGCCACAACGAUGGUACAAGCAACCCCGACAACGGACGCUCCGAUUGCCCUGGCAGCGGCACCGAGACUUGCAACUACACCUACAACGGUUCCACAGAGCUCGUCCACACCUUCCCCUACUACCUCACCCAAGCAGCAACCUCCUUCGUCUCCAAAGGCGCCCACGUCCUCAUUUCCUCCCAAACCCCCAACAACCCGGACGAAAGCGGCAUCUUUGUAUCUUCACCCUCUCGCUUCGUCUCAUUCGCCAAAACAGCUGCUACAAAUGCCAAAGUGGAUUUUGUGGAUCAUAGUGCGUAUAGCUAUGCGGCUUACAAGGGUUUGCCUGUGAGUGUUGUGGAUAGCUAUUUUCCGAAUGAUCAUACGCAUACGAGCCCGCAGGGAGCGGAGUUGGUGGCAAAGGCUUUUGUGAACGGGCUGGUUUGUGGUGGGAGUUUGUUGGGGGGUUAUGUUAAGAAUGAUACUGCUGCCAUUGAAAGAACAUGCUUGAAGUAA